UCUGUUACUUCUGACGACAGCUCAGAUGUGUUGGGUGUCAUUAUAUGCAAUGUAGCCUAUACUUAACAUUAAAAAGUAUCGAUAUUUAAUUUUCUAAACUGCAUUGUUUGUAUUGAUACCGACUUGAUACAUAAUGACUGGUGGUGCGUUUCUUUUUUCCAGGGUAAUACUUGAGUGUUUCCGGACAGUUCUAGGUCAACCCGACUGUCGAAUUACCGAUAAAUUCCGGAGACAGCCGAAUAGAAUUCCGGAAGUGGUAGUGUACAUAUUGUGCGAGUAGGUUUACAAUGGGGGAAUAUGCAACAGAACCAAUCAAAUUGUGUUACAAUUUAUUUUAAACAACUGAAAUAAGAAAACGAUUGAAACCAACAUUAUACGAUCCCCUGUUCUGAAUCCAGUGCUGUAGAACUCCCCAGAAUAAAGAGCCGUGAUACAAGGAUACUAUGUCAGAAUAACAUUGAUGUAGAAAGCAGGCAGCAGUGAGGGACGAUGCAGUCUUCAGGUCACCGGCUCCGGGAUGUGGAGCACCACCCCCUUCUCAACAACGAGGAGGACUUUGAUGGGCCGUCCUCCGAGAGCGAGCUACCCGACCGGAUCUGGUUCAUCCGGGACGGCUGUGGCUUGGUCUGCGCGUUCAUCACCUGGUUCCUGGUCCUCUACGCAGACUUUGUGGUGACUUUUGUCAUGCUGUUGCCUUCCAAGAACUUUUGGUACGCCUUGAUCAAUGGAGUUGCUUUCAACUUCCUGGCAGUGCUAGCCCUCACGUCCCACCUCCGGACAAUGCUGACAGACCCUGGAGCUGUGCCAAAGGGGAAUGCCACUAAAGAGUACAUGGACAGCCUGCAGCUAAAGCCAGGAGAGGUGAUCUAUAAGUGCCCCAAGUGCUGCAGUAUAAAACCUGAGAGGGCGCACCACUGCAGUAUUUGCAAGAGAUGUAUUCGAAAGAUGGAUCACCACUGUCCCUGGGUAAACAACUGCGUUGGGGAAAACAAUCAGAAAUUCUUUGUACUCUUCACAAUGUAUAUAUCAAUCAUCUCUGCUCAUGCCCUCAUCUUAGCCGGCUUUCAGUUUUUCACCUGUGUCAAAGACCAGUGGACAGAAUGCAGCGACUUCUCCCCCCCGGCAGCGGUGAUCCUGCUGAUCUUCCUCUGCCUGGAGGCGCUACUCUUCCUCACCUUCACAGCCGUGAUGUUCGGAACUCAAAUCCACUCCAUCUGCAAUGACGAAACGGAAAUCGAAAGGCUGAAGAACGAGAAGCCCACCUGGGAGCGGCGGGUGCGCUGGGAGGGCAUGAGAACGGUGUUCGGGGGCCAGCCCUCCCUACUCUGGAUCAACCCCUUCGCUGGCCUGAGACUGCGACGCCUGCUUUCCAGGACAAGAAAAGGGGGAGCCGAGUUCUCCGUCUGAGCCCCGUCACACACUGCUCUAUACCAAUAUCCUGUAUGUGUAUAGUUAUACAUGUGCAGUACAAAUACACAUUUUAAAGACAGUCAGUCUUCUAUAUGUAACAGGAUUGCAUCUGUAUUUUAAGCUGGGACUAGUUAGUUGUUGCUUGUCGUCAGCAAGACUUGAGUCUUAAUACUGAUGAAUGACCAGGAUCUCCAUGAGAUUGCCUGAAUUGCUGUCUUUUUUUGGCAGGUGUUUUGAUUGCUGUUUUUACUUUUAAAUGAAGACUUUUAACAUGCCCUAAUGUCUACCCUAAAGGAACUCUGUUGGGAAAAAAAAAAAAAAAAAAAAAGGAACUCAACCGAUGCCUAGAGAGACUCUUUGCUUUUAAUAAAUGGUCAGUAAUGAACACUAGGGUGCCAAAAUCACCCUGGUGAGGUUCAGCAUGGGCUGUAAAGGCACUGGUCUUGUGUGCUGGAUCAUCCUGGAUCAUUGCUGCUCACUUGCUCGUUAACAGUUCCCAGGCCAAUUGUAGGUCUGAAAUAUGUAGUAAUUGCUACUAUGUCUGUGUAAAGAGCUAGUUAGGAAACCACUAUAAACUCCCCUGAAAGAUCUUACUCAAGAGGUUUCACAAUUAUUUUUAUUUUAUUGUGUGUUUGAGGCUCUAAAGGAUGUAGUUCUAGUUUUAGCAGAUUACAGGAAAUAAUGUUUAAUUACAUCCACAUUUUAUGAAUGGACAUACUAAAAUUACUUCAAUUAUUGGUUUUUUUUUUUUUUUUCUGUAAUCGCUCAUGUUGUAUAUAUUUUAAAACAUCAAUCCUCAAGGCUUAGGCGUACGAUUGUUUAGCAGGUUUAAUUCUGCUUUUGAGUCGGAAUCAAUUAAUCCCAGGGCAGUAUAUUGGCUUAGACUGGGUGUCUGAUUUCAGUAUUUCCAGCCGUUUUCAAAGCUACUUCAUCAACAUACAACAGCUGAGACAAAUAUAUAUAUAUAUCAAUGUUAGUUUUCUGCAUAAAUAAAUUAAAACCAGAAUGAGAUACGUGUUUAAUAUGACUUUGCAAAUAGAAAAUGUGUAUUGGACACAAGCUUAAUUUACAAACAAGCUCAAAUUUGAGAUACAGCAUCUUUAUGCUGUCCUCAAAGUAUAGGGACUUGAUGCAAGCUCCUUCUGUUUGGAUGAUGUCAAGCAGAAGAGCUACUGCACAGAGCCCUGCAAAGUGAUUUAAAUAGUCUGCAGAUGUGAAAGAAAGUGUGCCAAAGAGCAAUGAAAUUUGGUGGCAGCCACAAUACCCAUGGGGGAGAUACGGUUGGUACAAUGCUUCAGAAGAGGCGCUGUCUGUGUCGCCUACCAGGUUUCACUGUUGUAUGGCAUGUAUCUUUCCCAGGCAUAUCUGCAAACUGGCUAAGCAUUUUUUUUAUUAAACCAUGUACAUAAUUUAGGUACUGGAAUAUUUGCAUACAAUAGGAUAACCUUUUAAAAUGGUUUCCUAACACAGAACAGCUAUCCACUUUAGAGGCUGUCUCCGCAAGAUAUGUUGCUAUAGUCACAGAAUUUGGAUUUCAAGUGCAGUGGUGGAAUUGUACAGGAAGAACCAUAUACUUUGUAUUGCCUGAACAAGACCCCCCCCCCCCCCCCAUCAGAGCACACCCUAUUCCCGUUUUCUAAUGACUGACCAUAAAAAUCUACAAGCACAGUGAACAAACAAAAAUAACAGUAGAUAAUUGCUUAAUUUAUUCAUGUAUCUUUUGAUUUUAACGCAAAUGCUGCACAAUCAUGCAAUUCCCGUAGACUAUACUGUAGUGUGCAUGCUCGUCAUCCCUGCAUUACUGCUGCUGUUUAAUAGAAAAUGAACACCAGUGUCAAGUUUGGUAUACUUAGAGAAUUUGUUAAGUGUACCAUUUAUGUUUCUAAUUAAUCUCUAUUGCUUUUUUUUUUUUUUUCUUUUGGUCACCGUAUUGGAGAUAUACAGAGUGAUUAGAAAGUUUACCACAUGAAUGAUAUGGUGCAUUGAUGUGGUAAACUUACUUUCUAAUCACCCUAUGUAUGUGUGUGUGUGUAUAUAUAUAUAUAUAUAUAUAUAUAUAUAUAUAUAUAUAUAUAAUUAUUCACGUGUGUAAAUCCUAUUGCUGCGCUAUCACUACAGUUUUGUUUGAGGACUACUGUAUUAAGAUUUGGUUGCCCAUUAAGCCUGACAGCAAAUGUUUUCAUGCCUGGUUUAAUUGUAAUUAAUUCAGCUGAACUCUUAAGUAUUCCUCCUCCGUUGAUUAGUACAUGUAUCAAUAAGAAUGAUCGAUGUGGUUUCUAAUGUAUUCAUAACUUUAGUAGUAAAGAGCAGAAUUACAGAACAGAGCUACCUUGUUAUAAGCCAGACCUCUAUACCACAGGACUGGUUAAAAGGCAGUACAGUCUUGGCUCCCAGUUGCUCCAAAAUGGCAUUUCACUUGCACUAGUAUUCUCGUUAUCAGGCAGAUUACAUCAUGAUUAUUAUUUAAUUAUUUAGCAGGCGCUUUUAUCCAAAGCUACAUACAGAAAUUAAACGGCAUACAAAAAUAGUAAUUCAAAAAUGAUUGAGGCAGCACAAAAAAAGUGCCACAAAAGUGUAACUGAUCUUUAGUUAUUGUAAGGAGAUCAUUUGAUAUAAUUAGACAUUGUUAUCCUCAGCUGUAAUAAAUUGCUUAUGCACAACUUUGGACUGAUAUGGAAAAGCGUAAUGCAACAUGUUUUAUUACCAUUUCAAUUAGUGCAAUUGGGCAGAUUGGCAAGUGGACUUAUGACACAAGUAAACAUUGUUGUGAUAUUGCAAUUUAAGGCUAAACAAAAUCUAUAUAGACAUAGCUAGAUGCAGUCAUUACUUUAAAAAUAGGCCAUUGUACGUUAUCACUUGGAAUUGUAAAGUCCAUUUACAAAAUAUCUAAAUCCAAAUCUCUAAAUCCAGCCAGCCCUAAUGGCUGCAACACCUGUGAAUCUACACAGAUGCCUACAACUUGUUUUGAAAAUAGAUUGUAGCCUGAGUUUGAAAAACUAUACUUUUUUUAAUUAAUUCAAUUUAGAAGAGACUUAAAAAGUAAGUAGUGGGGUUCAGAAAAAUAAAGUGUUACAAGUCCCCAUUUGUUGCUACAACUGUUUAAAUAACGGACCUGUAAUUUAAAUGACAGGUACCUUAUUUAAACAGUUGCAGCACGUGUGGAUGUGUAAUGCUAUAUUUUUCCAAAACCCGCUACUUACCCAUUAAGUUUCCAGUACAGUGGCAGAAUACUUGUUUAUCUUGCCUCCCCUACUAUUGUGCCUCCAUAAAAGUCAAUGCAGAUUAUAAUGAUAAACCAGGAUUUUUAAAUGGCCUAAAACUCUUUGGUACCGUACUGUUUUAGCAUGUACCUUUGGAGUGACUAUGGUUUGAGUCCUCUCUUAAGAAGACUUUCUCCUUUUGCUAUAACACUAAUAAAUGUAAGCCCUGUCUUAAUCAGUUAGUCUAUUAUAUUGGAGCCUGACCAUUAGAAUUUUGGUAAAGCUUUUGGUUGUGUGGGAAAGGGCUCAGUAGGGGUUGGGGUUUUAUAAGAAAUAUUGUUUAUUUUUUUUGGUAUUAGUGGUGACAAGCUUGUUCCUAUCCCAAUUAUUCCCAUAUUUUAGAAACUUGUUUUGUAAGAGAAACUGGAAGUGUUAUUAAUGUAAUGAGCCAUGUAAUGCAAGAGGGGAACGGUUCAUCAGAAGACAUAAACAUAGAUCAGCUGUCUCUUUAUUUUUAUCACUUAAAAGAAGUAUAUCAUAAAGAUCUGUCAUUGUAUCCCGAACUGUCUGUUUGCCAUUAGUGUUUCUUAUAAAAUGGUGCUAAACAGGGUUUUACAAAUUUGAUGUAUUACUAUCAAGGCAUUUGCCAAAGUGUGUAUCAUACAACAAAUGAUUCUGUUAAUGGAGUUGCAACUGUUCCAAUGUAUUGUUAUUAUGAAUGAUUGGGUAUGUUACAGAUUUAUUUUAGGAGUAAGACAAGGAAAAACAAUGUAGAUAAAGAAACUGGAAAUAUAAUUUAGUUAUUUGUUUGUUGUUCUAUGUCUUCUAACUCUCUGUUUGCAGUUUGUUUAUCAUGAUGGUGAACGCUUGGUAUCGGGUACAUAUUGCAAAGACCCAAAACAGUGUGACUGUAUUUUGUCCCCAAAAUAUAGGCUUUUGCAUUGUAUUUAUCA
This is a messenger RNA of Acipenser ruthenus (sterlet), 5563 nucleotides long. RefSeq names its product palmitoyltransferase ZDHHC7-like. NCBI's taxonomy places the organism in Eukaryota, Metazoa, Chordata, Actinopteri, Acipenseriformes, Acipenseridae. Gene Ontology annotation, molecular function: protein-cysteine S-palmitoyltransferase activity. Gene Ontology annotation, cellular component: Golgi apparatus; endoplasmic reticulum. Gene Ontology annotation, biological process: protein targeting to membrane; peptidyl-L-cysteine S-palmitoylation. The transcript has 8 exons. The record is from RefSeq and is a predicted model, not a curated record. The coding region runs from base 490 to 1407 and encodes 305 amino acids.